GUGAGAUUUGACAAUACCGUCGGUUUUUUUUAAUUCGAAUGGAAACAUCCAGAAAAUGUGGAUAGUGAAAAAGCUUUCGUCAAUGGUGCGGGCGUGAUAUAUAGCUGGUGCGGGAUACAAACAUGCCCAAGAAGUUCGACUUCAGCGUUGUUUACGUAACGAGUGAAGACUCCAAAUUCCGUUCCACAGAAUUCAACACUCAUGGACCAUGUGUCAAAGGGUGGCAGUCAGCGAAAAAUUGCGAAUAUCCACAGGAAAUCAUUAUUAAAUUGCACAAAAGAUGCAUAUUGGAUUGCGUACAGAUCUUAGCACACCAACACUUAAUUCCAACUCAAGUGGACUUGUACUACAGCAACGACGAUACGAACACGGUUGAAGAUGUGGCCAAUAUCAAUUGGGAAUAUGUCGGUUACAUACUUUUAUCUGAUAAUGUGACUGCCAAUUUUAACAGCAGAGAACUAAAAUCUGCUAAUGUUCCAGCCCAUAGGGCGUCGUUCAUAAAAUUAGUACUUUAUGAAAACCACAAAAAUGAAUUCAACGUCAACAACCAAGUGAGUUUAAUCGCAAUCAAUAUAUUGGGAAUGGAUGUGGAAACACGAAGGUUAUCUAAUGCUGAGGGUACCACCGAAGAUAAGCUACAGGCAAUUCUCAACAAUCCUGAGUACACCUCACCUUACGACGAUUUAUAUUUUAUAAUGUACGUCGAUACAGAUGUAGCAAAAAUAAUUAGGGAAAUGGAAAUCAAAAAGCAUUUGGCUGUGAUAAGCGAGCGAUUUGAAUACGCCAGAAAACUGAAGCAUGCUAUGUUGAGCCUGAAAACUGCCGGAGAAAAACUUGGAAAGUAUGAAUUGGAGAAGAGGCACGCCAUAGAGAAAGAAGAUUACGAAAGGGCAAGGCAGAAGAAGAUGCAGAUGGAUGAAUUCAGGAACAAAGUAUACCAAGCAGUUGGUGUUGAUCAGCUUCUAGAAAUUAACGGGAUUUGUCAUAAGAACGAUGAAUGUGCAGAUGAGGCAGACUCAAGAAAUUUGCUUUCUCCUACGUUGAUGCGGUCAGACAAAAGGGCCAGCUCACCUAAUCAAAAUCACGGUUCACCUUUACUUCCGAGACAUCAAAGUCCCAAACGAAAUUCGCCGAAUAUGGGGAGCCCCACUAACAUGCAGAAUAGGGGAUCGUUCAGAAGGCGGAACAAAUCAGCUGGAUCUAUCACUAAAUCCACAUACGAAAUGUAUGAGGAAAAACCUUUGCCGGCUCUAAGACAUUCCCAUACUAACGAAUUUCUUAGGGAAUGUCAAAUGGAUGCGGAUGUAAAAGUCCAGUCUAAGCUGACUGAAAGGGAGAAGAAGCAGGCCGCACUUCCUAUUCUAGUAUUUGGUAAUGAUCUUGUAGAAAAGUUUUACUCGAAAAAUUAUUGUGAUAAAGAGGACGGCUUGAAUAAGUUGAAGGACGACUUGUUGAGCUAUGACAAAAACAGAAUGCAUACCGCUAAUAAGACUGGAAGAGCUGCGAUAUUUUUAUUACAUAGAGCCUUGAGAGACAAGGUUUUUUCUGUAUACAACUUGGCUAACGAAGUUAUUAGAUUGUAUUUCACCCAAUUCGUUCCUGGGAGGGUGACUCCCACUGAAGUUGCCAGGAGUGUUGAUAAAUUAUUGCCUGAAUUGUUGACAAAAUCGGGUGACACCAGUGCCAGAAUCCAUCAUAUGGCCGUACAUACAAUUUUAACGAUGGCCGAUUGUAAAAACGUAAGAGACCUUCACAUUAUACCAGUUCAUUUAAGUAGACCCGUUAGUAGCAGUACUCAUCCUAGGCUAGCAUUAAGUAGAGCAGAAAUGGUCGAACAACUGAUCAUAAAUCAUGGAAUAUCAUCGGACAAACAGAGUGGAUUGACUUGUAGAACACUGUCAGAGUUCGGAUCAAGUGGACUGCAUCAUCCAGCUGAAGCUGUACGAAAAGUAUCAGAGAGAAUAUUGGUAUUGGUUUACAAAGUCAAUCCCCGAUUGGUAAGGAAACAACUGCCUCCUGACGACGACAUUACCAGAAGGAACUUACUUUAUCGACAGCUAUUUCAUGAAUUCGAUAAAAUCGAUUUACAGAGAAAAAAGGAGAUGUUGGAGAGAAACCGGCUAAUUCAACAAUGUUCAAUGACUACAAACCCGGAUUGCUUCAGCCCUGAGCCUAUAUCAAAUGAAAAAACAGAGCUAACGAAAUGUCCCAGCACUACAAACAUUGCUUCAUACGACGUUAACCCCACCAAUAAAAUAUCAAAAAGCCUAAGUGGAGGGCAUCUAAUCAAUAAUGGCAUAAAAAAUGAGCACGAGAGACAAAGCUCUAGCUCCGCUAGCGGUAUAUCGACGCCUAGUAAUAAUUCUCAAAAGGAAGAAGAUGAUAAGCAGUGCAUAUUCUGUAAUCAAUUGGAAGCUACCAUCUUGGCGGUGAGCAAUUCCAUGAAUUCGCAUUAUUGGAGAACGUGUCCAAUGUUGGUGCGUUGCAAGGAGUGCAGUCAAGUGGUGGAAGUCGCCACAUUGACUGAACAUCUACUUGUUGAAUGUGAAAAGCACCAAGAUUACACGCAAUGUUCGCAAUGUUCAGAGGCAAUUCGGAUCGACGAAAUACAAAAUCAUUCUACGGAGUGUACUGAGUUGACUGAAGGGUGCAACAGAUGCCCCCUGUGUCACGAGAAUCUGGAGGAUGAAGAGUUUUGUUGGCGGAAGCAUUUUAUGGGGAACAAACCGUGUACCAGGCACACCAGGGUGAAGACGACAGUUCAUAAGCAAGUCGUUAUUCAAGGAUGAAUCGUUUUGAAAUUUGUCGGGAAUCGUAAUUUGGAUAACGCAGAAUACGUAAAUAACAUUGUUUAAAUUGAUAUUUAUGAGGUAGUUCGUUAAAAUAUUUAUUUAUGUUUUUCAUCUAACUGCUUCUAUAAUAUUCUUAUUUUAAACUUGAUUAACUCCACAGUAAGGAUUAAUGAACACCAAAUGAAUGAAUCAAUUAAAAAUGUGUCAAUUUAAAAAAUUGAAACUUUAAUUAAAUUAUCAAACAAUAUGCUCAGUUUCUUUUAAGAAUAAUUUUCACUGAAUAGUCUGAUUUUCAUGGUAUUACCUAACUCAUGUGAUUGAAUUAGUAAAAAUUUAAAAAUCUACAUUAUGAUUCCUGUAUUUGAUAUCUCUUGCACAAUAUUCUAAUACAAUAUUCGUCACACAUAGAAACUGGCUGUGCUUUACUUGUUUCUUAUUAAUGUAUUUGCAACUGAGUAAUUAUGUAUUAGUGCAAUAUUUUGUGAUAUUAUUUAAAUUGUUUAUUUGCAAUUUUUAGAACGUAAAAC
Molecule: messenger RNA, 3319 nt
Organism: Aethina tumida (small hive beetle)
Lineage: Eukaryota; Metazoa; Arthropoda; Insecta; Coleoptera; Nitidulidae
Product: centrosomal protein of 104 kDa
Exons: 13
Coding region: 123-2789 (888 amino acids)
Cellular component (GO): cilium
Source: RefSeq, a predicted model, not a curated record